GAGCAUCACCCUUCACCCGGAGCCUAGCACGCUAUAACCGGGGGAAGCAGCGACAUUCAACCGGAUGCCUCUAUGAUCCAUCUAGCACUACAGCGAGAUACACACUGUUCAGUUUGCACAAGAGGUGAGCCAUGGCUGACCCGAACGCCGCCCGUCCCCAGAGGAAGAUGUCCACCGCCGGGGAGAGCGUGUACAAGGUGUUAGGACUAGAGAAAGGAGCCACGGCCGAGGACAUAAAGAAAGCUUACAGGAAACUAGCGUUGAAGUAUCACCCGGAUAAGAACCCCGACAACCCGGAGGCUGCGGAUAAAUUUAAGGAGAUCAACAACGCCAACUCGAUCUUAAACGAUGACACCAAGAGGAAGAUUUACGACGAGUACGGCUCGAUGGGACUCUACGUGUCCGAGCAGUUCGGAGAGGAGAGCGUCAAAUAUUAUUUCCUCAUGUCCAAAUGGUGGUUUAAGGGUUUGGUGGUGUGCUGCACGCUCUUCAGCUGCUGCUGCUGUUGCUGCUGCUGCUGUUUCUGCUGCGGUAAAUGCAAACCGCCCGACGACGACGAAAACUACCAAUACGUCGACCCCGAAGACCUGGAGGCCCAGAUUAAAGCGGAAAUGGACACAGGUAACGUAAUCAUAGGCCAGCCAACGUCUAAUCUGGCUCCGGACGGCCCGGAAGGCCAAAGUCAGCCCCUGCCUCUGCCUCUGCCUCUGCCUCCACCGGAGCCUGCUGCCUCCUCCAGCGAGCCGGCGGGGGAAGAAAACCCCGGAGAGACUUUACCAGAGUCGAAAUGACUCGAAAAUGACAGAGUGGAAAAGCCUCAACUAGCAGACACAGGCAGUCGAGCCCCCUUUACGAUCCAGCCACAUCUAUCUGCUGCCAGCGACCCAGAGAUCAACCAGCCCGAAGCCACCAGCCAGACCAGGGGCCCCAAUCCUGAUCCCACCUGCCCUUCCUCCUCUUCCUCCUCCUCUUCCUCCAUCAAUCCAUCCACUGGACGACACCCGAAGGCCUCCGUGGAACUUCUGGAGGAUUAUUCA
Molecule: messenger RNA, 1037 nt
Organism: Scomber scombrus (Atlantic mackerel)
Lineage: Eukaryota; Metazoa; Chordata; Actinopteri; Scombriformes; Scombridae
Gene: dnajc5ga
Product: DnaJ (Hsp40) homolog, subfamily C, member 5 gamma a
Exons: 7
Coding region: 132-791 (219 amino acids)
Source: RefSeq, a predicted model, not a curated record